CAGAGCCAGUGUAAAAUUUUCCUUGCAGGGGAGGGGAGGGUUGCAGAGAGCAGUCUGAUACUGAUCGGUAGACCCUAGAUUGGGAGAGAAGAUAAGAGGAUUUGAGAUGCCGAGAGACAGCUGUUUAGCGCGGGUCACGGCUGGAUUCGCUGUUGGUGGUGCCGUCGGAGGCGCUGUAGGUGCUGUUUAUGGAACCUAUGAGGCUAUAAGAUACAAGGUUCCCGGGCUUCUAAAAGUACGAUACAUUGGACAAACAACACUGGGAAGUGCCGCUGUUUUCGGACUUUUUCUUGGAGCUGGAAGCUUGAUUCAUUGCGGCAAAUCAUAUUAGGUUCAUUUACUACAUUCAGGUCAAGUUUAAGCAAACUUUUAGUCAUUUUGAGAAGUUUCGGAAUCGAAUUAUAUUUAUUUGUGUAGAUGCUGCUCAUUAAUUUGGUUGGCCAUUUCUGCUGAGGUUCGUGUUUUGCUUUUACAUAACUAAGAAUGCACCGUGGUUUGUUUUGAGGUCGUGCUGAAAUAAUAUGCUUAAGAUGACA
Andrographis paniculata is the source of this 536-nucleotide messenger RNA. RefSeq lists its product as uncharacterized. Lineage: Eukaryota; Viridiplantae; Streptophyta; Magnoliopsida; Lamiales; Acanthaceae. Gene Ontology annotation, biological process: protein insertion into mitochondrial inner membrane; protein import into mitochondrial matrix. The transcript has 3 exons. The record is from RefSeq and is a predicted model, not a curated record. The coding region runs from base 107 to 331 and encodes 74 amino acids. Gene Ontology annotation, cellular component: TIM23 mitochondrial import inner membrane translocase complex.